Uloborus diversus is the source of this 1122-nucleotide messenger RNA. Its product is annotated as T-cell leukemia homeobox protein 3-like. Lineage: Eukaryota; Metazoa; Arthropoda; Arachnida; Araneae; Uloboridae. The record is from RefSeq and is a predicted model, not a curated record. Gene Ontology annotation, cellular component: nucleus. Gene Ontology annotation, biological process: regulation of transcription by RNA polymerase II; animal organ development. The transcript has 3 exons. Gene Ontology annotation, molecular function: DNA-binding transcription factor activity, RNA polymerase II-specific; RNA polymerase II cis-regulatory region sequence-specific DNA binding. The coding region runs from base 1 to 1122 and encodes 373 amino acids.
AUGGAUGACGCAGACAGCGCAGAAACAGUCAGCAGCAGUCGUGCUGGAUCUGCAAACAGUGGCAGAGGAUCCUCUUCCCCUACCCUCAACAGUCAUCACUUGUACAGCAACAACUCGAACAAUAACAACAAUAACCCUUCUCCGACGCCCCUGCAUUCACCUCUGGCGUCAAAACCGCGAUUGUCUUUCAGUAUCUCUAGACUUUUGGGAGAUGAAAAAAAGAGGAACAGCAUACCUUCACCGCUCUCGGAAGGCUAUGAAGAUGGCCCCGAAGAGCAAGGACAUAUUGCUAGCAAUAGUCAUCACCAACAGCAAAUGGCUGCUAUGGACGCAAUGACUGCUGUGGCCAACUCUUGUGCUGCAGCAGUAGCUAACGGUUUGCCACCGUCGCUUCUUGCUGAAAUGAAAGCUUCUGUACCCGGCAUGGUGACUGCAUUCGACACCCUUCAUAGAGCACCGAAUGGAUCAGUGAUCAGAGUUCCAGCCCAUAGGCCAGCGCCUAUGCCCUAUGCUACAGCUGCUGGAUUUUCCUGGAUGGGACCUGCCGGGCCUACGUUAGUCAAAGACAGACUCCAUGUGCCUUUUUCUAUGCCACCAGGUCUCCCGCCGGUGCCACCUAGGAGGAUUGGACACCCCUAUCAAAACAGGACACCGCCAAAGAGAAAAAAACCCAGAACUUCUUUCACUCGAAUGCAAAUAUGUGAGCUUGAAAAACGAUUCCAUAAACAAAAAUAUCUUGCUUCCGCAGAGAGGGCUGCACUAGCAAAGCAGCUGAAAAUGACAGAUGCGCAGGUCAAAACGUGGUUCCAAAACCGGCGUACAAAGUGGAGGCGGCAAACAGCAGAGGAACGUGAAGCCGAGCGACAGGCCGCCAAUCGCCUGAUGAUGUCUCUCCAUGCCGAAGUGGUGAGCAAGUCAAUGUAUGAGCAAUCAAGGGACCCACUGUGCUUGAGCAAUGCAUCGUUGCACGCGCUUCAAAACCUCCAACCGUGGUCCGCGGAGAACUCUGCCGCGGCACACGCGGCUGCCGCUGCAGCUUCCGCUGCAUCGCAUCACCAACACUCGUCGGAGAGACCGCCGUAUCUACAACCGCCAACUUCGCUCACGGCGCCCAUUUGUUGA